CACCUUAUACGUACCUAACAUCGGUGCAAAAGCAUACAUAAUGAUCUGCACAUUAUCCCCAAUCAACCUCUACAACCCCUCGGAAUAUGCCACCCUCCAACACCAACGCCACAUUUGCGGCUGGGACUACAGCGACGAGAGCAUCCUCGCCUGGCGUGAGAAACAAGACGCAGACUUGAAAACAUUCUUCUGGAUCAUCCUUCCUGGCAAGAGUGGUGACGAACCCAUUCGUGCGGGUCACAUCUCGCUCGAUGCAUACGCAUCCCCGCCUGAUCCGGGACUUGCGCAGGCCGAUCACUCUGUCUUGACUAUUCAAUCGUUCUUUAUUUUGCCAGAGUACCGUGCUGGUGGUGUUGGUCGUCGAGCAAUGCAGUUGGUGGAGGAAAUGGCGGUGAACGACCCGCGAUGUCAGACUGUUACUGUCAAUGCAUUGAGCAAAGAUUACAUUGAAAAUGAGGAGAAACGAGCAUUCCUUGAAUCAAUGAACGCGGUACCGGAGUUUCCGGCGGUGCUGUGGUAUGAAAGACUCGGGUAUGUGAGGUGGAAGACGGAGCCGAGAUAUCCGUAUCAGUUGCCUCAAGGGGGAGAUGGUAUGUACGAGGCAGACUUUUUGAGAAAAUCUUUGCGGUAGGAGUUGCGGCUGGAUUGAAUGUGUGGUGUUCUGUUGGUCUUCGGUAUACUAUUUUGGUGGUUAGUGUGGUGGUGAACUGAAUAGGGAUAGACUUAUCAGUGUGACAGGGGAACGGGAUCGAUGAUACGAAGUAGUGAUGGACGAAGAAGGGAGAUGAUGAGAAGCGG
Aspergillus costaricaensis CBS 115574 is the source of this 798-nucleotide messenger RNA. RefSeq lists its product as uncharacterized. Lineage: Eukaryota; Fungi; Ascomycota; Eurotiomycetes; Eurotiales; Aspergillaceae. Bases 41 to 631 code for a protein of 196 amino acids. Gene Ontology annotation, molecular function: acyltransferase activity, transferring groups other than amino-acyl groups. The record is from RefSeq and is a predicted model, not a curated record. The transcript has a single exon.